This is a messenger RNA of Chaetomium fimeti, 2354 nucleotides long. RefSeq lists its product as uncharacterized. The transcript has a single exon. The coding region runs from base 141 to 2225 and encodes 694 amino acids. The record is from RefSeq and is a predicted model, not a curated record. NCBI's taxonomy places the organism in Eukaryota, Fungi, Ascomycota, Sordariomycetes, Sordariales, Chaetomiaceae.
UAGCAGGCACUACAGGUUUUUUGUCAUCGAUCGACCUGCCUUCGCCGUUGGCGCGCAGCUUGGAAAAGCAGAAGCGAGGGAGGACGACAGCAGAGCCACGCCAUUGGGCUUCAAAAGAGAGCAGAGCUCUCGUCGACGACAUGUCCUCACACCCAAACCAACACCCACACCCGGCGGGAGGAUUCUCCCUCUUCCCGAACCCGAGCAACGCCCCGAGACCGCCAUCGCGAUCCCAAAGCAGGCCUCGAGCAGCUUCGCCGCCCCAGGAAGGGCGGGCUGGCUCGAUCGAGGCGACACCCCCCCGUACCGGACGGAGGAACUCAUCCGCGAGGGAGGGCAGGCAGAGGGCCGCGUCCAACAACCCGUGGCAGCAUGCGCUUGAUGCCACAAGACAGCCGGCAUAUGGAGAGAGCGCGGCAGGCCCGUCGACAGUGCCGUUCGUUGUCGAGGAUCCCGUCGUUGAGACAACAUAUUCCCAACCCGUGACGGAUGCGCCCCAGCGAUGCGAGACGGCCUUCUCCGAGGCCCAGACGCUCGUCCGCAGUUCAAGCCAGAGAUCGCGGAGCUCCAUUGCCAAACCCCCAAUAGCUUACACAACGGCCGGCCCGUCCUCGUCGUCCCAACCAGGGCAAUCCGGCGAGCCGGCCGCGAUCCGGUCCAUGUUCCCCCGGUACAACCCCGAGCUUACCUUGGACCAACAAAACUACUACCCGACCCAAGCAAGUCCGACACACAUCCCCCAAUCUGCCAUUAGCAGACCCCUUUACUCUCCACCAAGCAUUGCCCCGGCCCCCGAAGCGUCGUCCAGCAUGCCAACAACUACCUACCAAGCUAGCCCUCCGCAAGCAGCCCCCUCUGCCCCUCGCUGGCAUCCCGCCAUGGGGCAACGACACCACGAGCCCGCCGUGGCCCCGGCCGUCAACACGACCGAGGAACUCCGCGGGCUGUGGAAGGUGACGAACGGGUGGAAGGCCACCUCGUUCGACGGGCGUAACUACUGCCUCAAGAUGGCCGCCUCCCCGGACCUGCCCCCGUCAUACACCCUCUCCUCCUCCACCGGCCAGCCCUUCUACUGCCUCCGCGUCGACCCGACCUCGUCCUCGGCCCUCGUCACGCUCUCCCGCUACGACCCCAACAAGCCCUUCAAGCCGGCCUCCUCCUCCGCCGCCGCCACCAUGGCCAUCAGCCCCAGCAGCGGCGCCUCCUCCCCCUCCCCGCGCGUCUCCUCCUCCAGCCGCCACUCCAACCACCCCUUCCCCCCAACCACAGCCCACACCCCGGCCACCACAGCCUCCAAGCACCAAAAAAACUGGCAAGAAGUCCUCUCCACCCACCUCUCCCCCACCAACGAAACCGUCACCACCACCACCACCUCCCCCAACGAAGAAGACGACGACGCCCUCACCACCGGCCUAGUCGCACACCUCUGGCCCGCCGCCGCAGCGCGCCUCGUCGCCGACCGCGCCAACGACCUGACCACGGUCGCGCUCGCGCAGCAGGAAUCCGCCCGCCUGGUAUGGGACGCGGACUCGGGCAGCCACUUCCUGGCGCACCCGGCCCUCGCCAUGCCCUUCCGCGUCGCCGUGGCGCGCCACCCGGCCUACAGCCGCACCGAGUACGCGCUCGAGCACCUCGAGUCGCCGGCGCCGCUGGCGCGCCUGGUGCGCGAUGGGACCGGGGCAGGGUGGGUCGAGGUCGAUACGGGGAUUGCGGGCAAGAUUGAGGCGGUGUAUUUGGUGGAUGUGGUGGUCGCUGCGCUGGUGAUCGUGGCGCAUCUGGAUGGGGGGUUGAAUGGGGGUGGGGGUGGGGAGGUGUUUGAGCCGCCGCCGGUGGUGUUUGGUGGGCCGAAUGGGAGUGUGUAUUCGGCGGCUGGGGUGGGGGUUGGUGCGGGUGAGGGCGGGAGGAGCAGUAGCUGGAGUGAGAGGCGGGGGGUCAGUCGGGCGAGUAAGCGGGAGGAGAAGGAGCGCAAGAAGCAGCUGAAGAAGCAGCAGAAGAAGAAGGGGAAGAAGGGGCCGAUGGAGCAGUUUGAGCUGGACUUGGAGAGCCAGAGCAGCGAUCUGGGAAAGGGCGCCGAGAAGGAUAAGGUGCCGGGGGUGCUGCGGGCGUUGGUGGGGCUUGUGACCAUCACGUUCAAGUGCCUUGUGUGGUGUGCUACGGUUGCGUUCAAGACGCUGGUGGCCAUCUUGUCGGUGCUGACGAGGUGCUGUGGCCUGGGGAAGCUUUAGUUUUUGGCUGAUGUGAUGUGGGUGCUGAGAAUCGGCGGGAACGAUGUGGAACGACAGGAAUGACGGAGGAGCAGCGUUUUUUGUUUGGGAUAUUUUUUGGUUCUUCGUUGGAUACCUUUUUCAUGGUCA